GCGCGCUUCCGCCAGCUUUGAGUCUCAGACACGUGUCUAUUUAUGGAGAUAUUCAUCUAUUGAGAAGUUAUCUUCCAAUAACUGGUAACCACUUUACUCUGCGCUUUCCACGGUAGCGCGACACCGCUGCCUACAGGAACACGCAGUCGAUUCAGCCGACCGACCGUUUCGCUUCUUUCUCCGAACUCCGCCGCAAUCGCGACUUUUACAACAGCUCGAUCAUCAACAAAGGGAAUAUUCCCCACGGUCGCCUAGUCACGCUUUGGCUUGAGGCACUUUAUUUUUCCAAGCUCUGGGGCCUAUAAUAUGAUCUUAUACGUGACCGAAACGAUUUCCAUCAUUUAAGUUGCCGGCCUCGCGAGGCGCUCCUAUUCGGAUCGCGGACGAAUAUCAAUACACGCCGAAUUUUUGUGCUUGAACACGAUCAGGAGGGAUUACGUGGGUUUUCCACUAAAGAGGUGCAUUGGGGCCUUAGAAGGUCGCCGGAAGUGUCCCUGUGAUGGCUGGGAAUACGCAGGUGUCUGCUGACCAGAGCCGGGCGAAUGGCCGCGUUGACAAUCAAGGGCCAGUAAACCCGUACGAAACAGACCCCGACCUCCUGCCAAAUGAUGACCUUUUCCUCGCCCGGAGUGUGAGUUACGGCCGCUAUGCGCCUCGUGAUACCGACUUCAAGCCUCGCUACGAUCAUUGGUGCGAGCCAGAUCCUGAGGUGACCUCGUAUUGGGAAGGCAUUGUGAAAGAAUUGUGUACGGCAGAAAAUUCUCUGAAUGUCUCCGGGAAUAGGGAGGUUUUCGCUGCUGGCAGCGUAAUCAUCCGGGUUGAUCGUGAACCAGCAGUCGGUGCAGCAGCCGAAAAGUACUCGUGUGCUAAUGCGAAUGAAUUGAGUGCUGCCAGGAAGGCAGAGGAUACACUCAAGGAAAUGAGCAUCGCUGUGCCGGUCAUAUACUUCUGUGGGACAAUAGAUGGGAAGAACGUCACUGUGGAGUCUAGAAUCCCUGGGGUCACUCUAGAGGUAGCCUGGAGAUACCUCACUAAUGAGCAGAUUGACAAGUUCAAACAGCAGUGUCGUCGCAUAUCGCAGCGCCUGGGGGUCAUCGACACUCCUCCUGACCACCCUUCCUACGUUUGCAGUGGGCUUAACGCACAAUCGUCACCCGAUGCCCUAGAACCGGAGAAGAACAUACUGUUCCGCGAAAGGAAGGUGGACGAAAAGAUUUGUCUGGUCCACAAUAAUUUGGUGCCGUCAAACGUUAUUGUGAGCGAUGAUAAGGUACUCGGGAUCACUGGUUGGAGACAAAGCGGGUACUUCGGAUUUGAACGAGCCGACGAGAUACAUCGACGCUUUAGGAUACUAGUGGCAUCCGCAAUCCAUGGAGACAAGUCCACCGAUCUACGAGCGUGGUCUGACCUCUAUGAGGGUCUGGAUGUUGUGGAUGAGGACGGGUCUGCAGAAAAGCAAGACACUCCAGUCCCCCGAGUCAAGACCGAACCUUCCAACCCGAAUCUGGAUAAGGUUCCUCUCGAUGAAGAGGAAUCCAAGCCUGCACUCUCCCAACUUGACGGCCCAACUGGAGAUCAUCCUACCCUCAAAAAUGUUGCUAGUCUCAAGAACAGAGGGUCCUCAAGAGCGUCGUCGUCUGAUCGCUCCUCUCCUGCUACAUCCACGAAGCCGGGUGCGGUCAGAAAAUCGGCCACUGCUGCAACCAAGAAAGGCACUGGGAGAAAGUCAACAGCCAAGAAGCGAAAAAUAAAUGACCUCGACAGUGAGGUUGUAUAUGGCCGUCGCUCGAACACUCCAGCUUCGGGUCGCGCUAGCAAGGCCGCCGGGAAUAAAAAGCGAAAUUCUGCGUCCGUGGCAAACUCGCCAGGCCCGGAUAACAGAAGGAAGAGUAGUAAGAACACCGAAGUGGAGGACGUCGAGGAGGAGGAAGAGGAGGAAGAAGAAGACGAAUCAGACAGCAAUGAGGUGUUCUGCAUCUGCCGCAAGCCUGAUAACCAUACAUGGAUGAUCGGAUGUGAUGGAGGAUGCGAGGAUUGGUUCCAUGGGAAGUGUGUUAACAUCGACCCGAGAGAUGCCGAUCUCAUUGACAAGUAUAUCUGCCCGAACUGUAAAGAGGAAGGGAAGGGAUGGACAACGUGGAAACCGAUGUGCCGGCUAAAUGAAUGCCGAAAACCCGCCAGAGUCAACCUGAGCAACCCUAGCAAAUAUUGUUCUGACGAACAUGGCAGGGAGUUCAUGCUCCAACGAACCAGGCAUCUUCUGGGCACUGGACUGAAAGGCCAGAAGGGAACUUCAGCCGGCCGAUUAACCAAUGGCAUCCAUUCCAGCGAAGGAAAUAGCCCCGUGCAUGGCGAUGGGACUGCAACUCCGGAUAGACAAGAGCCCGACGAUCUUGGCAGCCGAGGUGGUGUCCUAACAGCAGGCGAUCUGAAAGCCGUGGUCAUGGGUGUCAGCUCUGCCAGAGAAUUCCGCAAACUAGGCGAAAGCAUUAUUUCCAUUCCUACCGAAGAGGACAACACAAACACCGACGCGAAAACGAAGAGCGGCAAGAAGCUUGGCCUGGACUUCGACGUGGAAUGGCUCACAUACACGCCCGACGAAGCCUCCAAGAUAGAAAAGAUACGCAAACAACGCGAUGACCUGCUUCACCGCAAAGAGAUGCUCCGAGCCAGGAACACAUUCAUGACCCUCGUUCGCCAGCGAUCCAAGGCCAUCCUGGAACAUCUCAAACAGACCGAUCCCAAGGGCGGAUGGAAAGACAUCUGCGGUUUCGACACCCGCCUCUCCUGGUCUGACGAGGAAUUCGACGAAUGGCGCUUAUCCGAAGCCGGCGCCAAAGCGCUAGAAGACGGCUCACCCGAAGCCCUAGCAUCCAGCUAUCCCGACGCGAUGGACGCCGACGGCGACACCGCGAUGGAUGACACGAAAGACGAACUUGAGACCCUAUCCCGAGGCGUCUGCAUGAAGAAACGCUGCGAGAGACACAAGCAAUGGCUCAAAGUCCAACAACAAGACGCUCAUUUCGAGGAGAACACACUCGCCCUGGAUCUCAGCAAAUGCGAGAAAGAGGCGCAAACGGUGGUCGAGCGAGCCGUUCUCAGAAUGUGGGCUGAAUCCGACAACGCGCAGAUCGGUGGCCAGUAACAUCCUCAACCCCCCCCAAAAAUAAAGAGAAGAAAGGAUGAAGGAAAGUCUCAACCCGCGCAAACAGUCUUUUUUUUUCAACCUUUGGCCCCACCCAUACAUACAUACAUACAUAUCCCCAUGCCUACUUGUGAUUUCUUUACGCCCUGUGAACAAUUGACUUGAGCUUGACUUGGUUGAUACCCAAUUGUUAUUUAUCCGGAAAAAGCAGGAUUCUGAACUGGAGUUAGUUAGCCGAUAUGGCGGCGGUUUUUGGUGUCUGCAAAAAGUUGGAAUGGGGUGGGUGCAUGAUUGCAUGAUAGACGGGUGUCUUCAACUUGAGAGGGUUUGUGUUUGCAUUCAAUUCUCGAUGUUUU
Messenger RNA from Aspergillus ibericus CBS 121593, 3501 nucleotides. RefSeq names its product putative PHD transcription factor. Bases 500 to 3145 code for a protein of 881 amino acids. The transcript has 2 exons. NCBI's taxonomy places the organism in Eukaryota, Fungi, Ascomycota, Eurotiomycetes, Eurotiales, Aspergillaceae. The record is from RefSeq and is a predicted model, not a curated record. Gene Ontology annotation, cellular component: Set1C/COMPASS complex. Gene Ontology annotation, biological process: positive regulation of DNA-templated transcription.